AUGAAAACGAAAUCGAAUGCGAAUUCAAAUACGACGACGAAUUGGAAAACGAGCACCAAUACGAAUACAGAUUCGAGUACGGAACGGAUUAUGGUUAUGAGUACCAUUACGAAUAAAAAUUGGAGUGCGAACGUCAAUACGAAUAUUAAUACAGAAGGGAUUACAAAGACGAGUACAAAUACAAAUAGAAAUAUUAAGCCUAGUACGAAUAAGAAUACGAAUACCAACCCGAAUUCAAUUAUGAAUACCAAUCCGAAUACAACUACGAAUAUGAAUACGAAUACGAUUAUGAAUAUCAGUUCAAAUACGAAUUGCCAUACAAAUUCGUUUACGAAUGUCAAUACGAAGAAGAACUUGAUUACGAAUAUGAAUGCAAAUUACGAGGCCGAAGACGUAAAAGUAAAUAAAAAAGAGUACAAAUGCUAA
This is a messenger RNA of Ceratitis capitata (Mediterranean fruit fly), 426 nucleotides long. RefSeq names its product circumsporozoite protein-like. The transcript has a single exon. NCBI's taxonomy places the organism in Eukaryota, Metazoa, Arthropoda, Insecta, Diptera, Tephritidae. The coding region runs from base 1 to 426 and encodes 141 amino acids. The record is from RefSeq and is a predicted model, not a curated record.